Manis pentadactyla (Chinese pangolin) is the source of this 2716-nucleotide messenger RNA. It is a transcript of the gene CCDC9, whose product is annotated as coiled-coil domain containing 9. The transcript has 15 exons. NCBI's taxonomy places the organism in Eukaryota, Metazoa, Chordata, Mammalia, Pholidota, Manidae. The record is from RefSeq and is a predicted model, not a curated record. Bases 291 to 2237 code for a protein of 648 amino acids.
GUCCCACGUUGGGGGAGCGGGAGCUGUCUGGGUGGCGAGCUGCCGCGGGGGCGGGGCCAGAGUACUCGGCGGGGGGCGGGGACAGGACGCCCACAUGGAAGCUAGAGGGGCGCUGGCGGGGCCGGACGUCGGCUCGUGGGCAGGGCUCGGGCAGGCCGGGCUGCGGGGAGCGGGGCGAGGGCGUUGCGUGGGUGGGCAGUUGGAGGCGGGACCGAAAAGUUGUGUUCGGGCUUGGGGCGGGGCCAAAAUGUUGCCCGGCUGGCUGGGGGCGGGGCCGGAGUGCGGGCCGAAUGCACUGGGGGCGGGGCCAGAAAGUUUUGCUCGUGUUUGAAGCGGCUCCACAUCGUUGGCCUGGAAGCCACGGGUGGACACGGAGGCUUAACGCGGAAGUGUGGGCGGGUCAAAGUUGGAGGGGUGCGGUGUUCAGAUUCUGCAAGGGAAUUUUUCUGGGACCCUGGCCUCCCUUGGCCAGUGGAAUGGCAGCUGCACUGGAUCUGAAAUCGAAGGAGGAGAAGGAUGCUGAGUUGGACAAAAGGAUCGAGGCUCUUCGGAGAAAGAAUGAGGCCCUUAUUCGGCGCUACCAGGAGAUUGAGGAGGAUCGUAAAAAAGCCGAACUGGAUGGAGUGGCAGUGACAGCUCCGCGGAAGGGCCGUGCAGUGGAGGAGAAUGUGGCAGUAGAGGUGGAGAAGAACGUGGGUCCCUUCCGGAGGGCUCCUGGGACUCCUCGGCCCCCAGGGGCCAGCAAGGGAGCCCGGACCACCCCUCAGCAGGGAGUCCGGGCUGGCAUGGGCCGGGCAUUCCGCUGUUGGGAGGACAGUCCUGGCGAGCAGCCUCGAGGAGGAACUGGGGGCCGUGGUCGGAGGGGCCGGGGCAGAGGGUCCCCUCAUCUCUCCAGAGCUGGCGAUGCCACAGCAGCCGACCGCAAAUCCAAGGAGUGGGAGGAGCGGCGCAGGCAGAACAUCGAGAAGAUGAACGAAGAGAUGGAGAAGAUUGCAGAGUAUGAGCGCAACCAGCGGGAAGGCGUGCUGGAGCCCAACCCCGUGCGGAACUUCCUGGAUGACCCCCGACGACGCAGCGGGCCCCUGGAGGAGCCUGAGCGGGACCGCCGGGAAGGCAGCCGCCGGCACGGGCGUAACUGGGGGGGUCCCGACUUCGAGCGGGUGCGCUGCGGCCUCGAGCAGGAGCGGCAGGGCCGCCGGGCCGGCCUGGGCGGUGCUCAGGACAUGACACUCUCCAUGACGGGCCGUGAGCGUUCAGAGUACCUGCGCUGGAAGCAGGAGAGGGAGAAGAUUGACCAGGAGCGGCUGCAGAGACACCGCAAGCCCACUGGCCAGUGGCGGCGGGAGUGGGACGCUGAGAAGACUGAUGGAAUGUUCAAGGAUGGCCCAGCUGCUGCCCUUGAACCAUCGCACCGCUAUGAUGACCAGGCCUGGGCCCGGCCACCCAAGCCCCCCACUUUCCGGGAGUUCCUGUCCCAGCACAAAGCUGAGGUCAGCCGCAGGAGGAGGAAGAGCAGCCGACCCCAGACCAGGGCAGCCCCCCAUGCCUACAGUGACCACGAUGACCGCUGGGAGACGAAGGAGGCAGUGUCCCCAGCCCCUGAGGCCCCACGGACCCCUCCUCCUGAGGAGACACCCAUGCAGCCACCCGAGACCCCAGCCCCUGCCCACCGGCCUCCAGAGGAUGAGGGGGAGGAGGAGCAGGAGGAAGCGGUAGAGGAAGACGAAGGGGAGGAUGAGGAAUGGGAAGACGUGAGUGAGGACGAGGAGGAGAUAGAGGAGGCGGCGGCUGACGGGGAAGAGGAAGAACCAGCUCAAGAUCACCAACUCCGAGAGGCAGCGCCACCUGGGAGCCCCACCAGUGAGCCGGCAGAGGAAGAGCCCUCCAAGCCCGAGGAGCCUCUGCCACGUCCCCAGACCCCGGCCCCGCCUUCCAGCCCUUUCUCGCCCCCUGGGGGCCACCAGCCUGUGUCCGACUGGGGUGAAGAGAUGGAGCUGAAUUCUCCCCGGACCGCCCACCCGGCUGAUGCCCUCUCUCUGGGAGGUGACCAGCCAGCCGCUGCCUCCCUGGAGAGUGGGCCCAGCCUCCCAGGAAUCCAGAAGGCUGAAGAGGAGAGGCCUGAGGCAGCUCCAGAGGCGGGCCCCGAAGGUCAGGAGACGGCAGAGAUCACCGACUUCCAGAGGGUGCGUUUCUGCAAGGUGGUGGCGGCCACAUCGCCACCGGGGACAGCCCGCUGACCGCACCCGCCGACUGCGGCUACGUGCUGUGCACUAACCUCGCACCGCCCUGCUCCUCUGUCCUCUGCUUCCGCUACACUCCAGCCAGGAGAGGGUUAAAUGUAAGGGGGGAGGAGCCAGGGACAGUGAAAGGGGUGGGGCCAGGGCAAUAGUCCGGUCUCACUUAUCUGGGAUGCUGUGGGACCGGGAUGGCUGAGACGCCCGCGAGUCGUUCGCCUAUGGAGGCCGUGGGGGUUAGGUACUGGUCCCCGGGCGGAGUUUCCCGCCUCCAGGAGCCUACAUCUGGGGCAUGGCAAAUAGCCGGCCUCCCCGAAUUCCUGAAGACGCUGCUGGGCGGGGACUGAAGCUUCCCCGCCUUGAUGGGGAGGGGGCGGCAGGAGGGGUUAGUCUGGAUCUCCAGACUCUGUUCUCCUCCCCAAAGCCCAUUCCGGACCCUAUGGCUAGGGCGAGAAAGAAAUUAAGGGACAGUUGCUGCGGAA